AUGGUUACUCCUAAGCUUGUGUUGAUUCCGUGGGAUGCUGAGUCCCAGGCCCACCGCGACUGGCUCGUGAGGCAGCGAGUAGAAUGCGGCUGGCACAAGGAGCAGGUGGAAACAAAAUGGAAGGAACAGCAGCUCAAGGGUCAAAAGUGCAUUUUUUGGAUUGAAAAGCUCGAAGACACAGCCGCCACACUGAAUGCUGUCCCCCGCCAACCAACCAAAGAAAGCUUCUUUCCUAUCGGCCAUAUCUCACUCGACUCAUACAAUCCCGAAAUAGAGAAACUCAACUUAGAUAUACCCUCUGAGGGUGUAUUCUGGAUCAAAACAUUCUUUGUCAGCCAUAAAAUUCAAGGCCAGGGUAUUGGGCGAGCCGCCAUGGAUCACGUCGAAGACAUGGCAGUUCGGGAACCACUUUUGGCAAAGACACUGAUGCUUGAUACCGUGCAAAAGGACGAUCAGAUGAGAGAAGACUUUGCAAUUGCGACAUUCGGCAGUGUUCCAAAGUCUAGCAACCAGGAUUGGUACGAUCGACGAGGAUACCGCUUGAUUGAGACAAUUCAAAACUUCUAUGGAGUAGCUGACAGUACCGGGAAAGUCUGGGAUACCAAGACAGUUUUCAUGAGGAAGGACAUUGUUUAA
Penicillium salamii is the source of this 636-nucleotide messenger RNA. The record is from the annotation of a GenBank genome assembly. Lineage: Eukaryota; Fungi; Ascomycota; Eurotiomycetes; Eurotiales; Aspergillaceae.